CCCUUCUCUUCCUCCUCUCCCUCCUCCUCCUCCUCCUCCGUGGGCAUUUUGGUACGAGAAUGUUUCUCGCAAGCGCGGCACAGGGACUGUAUUGUUUGUUUGUUUGUUCUCGCUCUUCCAAUCGCAGCUCAUGGGGCCCCUGAUUCUUGACCUGCAUGGCUCUGUCCUCCAAAAGAAAUUAUCCUCCUAUCGUCCUUCUCCCAUCCUCCUCUUGUCCUCCUCCUGUUAUCUAUUUGGAGUCAACGCUGGCUGAUGUCCAUCGGUUUCAGCUUUGCUCCGAUCGCAAUGCGACGAAUCUUCUUGCGAAAAAGUGUAGGGAUCUCGACACAGCCGUCAACUGGACGCGGUACACCAUCGAACCGCGGAUGUCAGAAUGUCUUGAAGAACUCGACACGCUGCUCCAGGCGGACGCCCAGGUGACCCGCAAAGGCAAGAACAAGGCGACUUCCGAUGUCACCGACAGUGCUUCUGGCACCUCUACGGCUGAGGACAUCGAGGCCACCACCAUUGGCUCUUCUGGAACGCACUGACAUUGGCUCCACGGAGCACGGGGGUGCCCCGCUCCUGUUCCCAUCCAUGGUUCAGCAGGACGAGUACGACAUCCAGGGCUACGAGGACGAGUGCUUCCCCGACGCGUGCAACAUAGGUGGUGCACCCGCUGAGGUUUCCUCCGGCUCGUGCGGUGGCGUCAGCACCAGCCACCAUGCGCGCGACGCCGUGCAGGUCGUGCAGGUCGUGGACGCUGAAGCCCAGACCGUAAACGCCGUCGUCCCGAAUACGCUCACCGACAUGAUUUUGGGCUCGCAUCUGUUCGAAGAAAAGCGACCACCGUGUUGCUGUCUUCUCUGACCGCCCGCCUCGGCACAUUGGACGAAGUGCUCGUGCAAAUCGCGGAUGGCCAGCGCAUUCGCGACUCAGCUGUAUGGUCAGAGUUGCUGCGCGAUGAUACUGGCAUGGGCGAUACGUGCUUCGCAUUUGAAGGGUUCCCGAGCGAAAUGCUGAUCCACCUACAAGGCGACCUCCACGAGCAUGCAGGCAUUGCGCGAGCGUUCGUCUCACCACAAGGCUGGUCUCGCGGGCGAGGGGGGCGUAGUCAUUCGGCACGACGCAAAUCUGCCGCACGGGGUUGGGCGCGCGCGUCCUCCCUGGGCUCCACUGCAGGCGCCCCCAUCGCCCGCCCGAGGCCCCGCGCGGGGAGGUGCCUCGCUCGAGUUCGGUUGGGCCAGAGCCAUGGGCCAUCGGGGAUGCCCACACAACGCGGCUGUCGUGUCUCCCUUCUCCUCCAUAUCCUCUUCCUUCGUCCUCCUCCCUCCUCCAUCCUGUCGCAACUGCCUUGUCCGCUUGUUGUUCAGGCCACGGUUCACAACAUGGGCUUGCCCAGUGCAGGUUGGUUUUUGCGGCGUUCUCAGUUUGUCUGGCGAUCUCAUGUUUUGCGAUGUCUUUGUGUUAACCACGGUGGCUUGCGCGAGGAAGCAAAAAGGCGGCUCGGGCGAAACAACACUUACCCCGGAGCAGACGUGCACCCCAGAAGGGGUCUUCGGGGCCCGCC
Molecule: messenger RNA, 1549 nt
Organism: Prorocentrum cordatum
Lineage: Eukaryota; Dinophyceae; Prorocentrales; Prorocentraceae
Source: the annotation of a GenBank genome assembly